CCUAUGUAAACAAUUUUAUGAAUAAUUUUAUCUUUUGAUCUUCUUUUAUAUUAUUUUAUUUAUAUAUUUUAGUAUAUUAAAAUGUCUUUUUUAUACGUUAAGGCAUAUUAUGGACCUUGCAACACUUUUGAUACCUGCAAACAUAAACCGCAGUUGUUAACUGGUCUUAGAGAUCGACUUCAAAAGUUGGGCUUCCGAAUAGAUCUCAUCCCGGUUCCAUUCAUAAACUAUUGCAUGCUCGAAAUGUGUGGACAUGAAGUAUUCCGCUGCAACCUGAGGCAUUUGAGAUUCAACACGAAGCCGAGCCGGGAUAAGAUUUGUAGGAAAGCAAUAGAAGCAGUGAUGACGUCAGCCGUGAAGUUCCGACGAGCUCGCGCCAUUCUCUGGUUCUGGACGGCUUUGGAUCACCAGAUGUUCAGAAGAAGCAAGUUCGCUCCCAAAGACUACUGGGCUUCUGACAUCACACACCCAGCAACUACGUGCACAGACUGUGCACUGUGCUGCCAUAAGGCUAGUCGAAAGCAAGAACUUGUUGACGAUGAUAUACCUGAAGGACUUGAACCAACACACCAUGAUAGUGUACAUUUUGAUACAAUAUCUGAAUUCUCAGUUAUUAUAGCAGAUGCACAGAAAAAAUAAACAUAAGAACUUACUUGUUUAACGGAUUUGAAGGCGAUGUGAAAACUUGUGUGAGAUGAGAAGUCGAGUGCUUUUGAAGUCGGUGGACUAUUCCUACUUAGUGAUAAAUUAUGGAAAACAUUGAUAAUUAUGCCUUUCCUAAACCAAACUGAAAAAUCCUGAAGUUUUCACGAACACUAUUUCGAUCGUAGAUUGGUACCUAUGUUCUUGCAUAUCGCUUGUUUCAACUAACUAUAUUUUGAACAAUAUUGUUAACAUUUUGUAUUUUUAUAGCUUAUUUAAAUAUGUGUAAGGCGACAUAUUGCCCCCUUCAAGUGUGGCUCGAAGGCGAGAUUGUCUCCUUUGGUCAGAUAUUUUUGGCCGGAUUUUCCCGAAUAUAUUUUCAUGUCUCCAAGAAAAACUAUUGUGAAUCAAUUGGCCUACUGAUGUAAAUUCGUCGAUUAUGGAACUAUGAAUUUUUACGUAGCUCAGAAUCGUCGGGAGGCAAAUAUCGUUUCUUUUCUCUUGAACGUAUUCUGAACACGAUUGGAAAAUGAAUAGGAUUUUUAUUUAUAUUCGAUAAAUAAAACUUUUCAAAUAAUAUAAAUAAAAUAAAAUAAAACAAUAGGGUGUUUAGAAUUAAUUCAAGAGCAAAAUAAAGGGUGCCGCGGAUCCUAGCAUAAGUACAUUUGUAUGGAACAUAUCUCCUGCACGAGCAAAAUAAUUUACAAGUUCCAUAAUCCCCGAAUACCUCAGUGAGGCACUUAACUCCCAGUAGUUUUCCUAGGACAACUGGCCCAGUCAUGAAAACGUAUUGGAGCAAAUCUGGCCCCAACAUCUGACCAUCUCAGCCUCGGGCCAGUUUUGUUGUGGGCGAGAUGUCGCCUGACUCGUAAAUAUACUUU
Messenger RNA from Helicoverpa armigera (cotton bollworm), 1523 nucleotides. RefSeq lists its product as uncharacterized. The record is from RefSeq and is a predicted model, not a curated record. The coding region runs from base 82 to 639 and encodes 185 amino acids. NCBI's taxonomy places the organism in Eukaryota, Metazoa, Arthropoda, Insecta, Lepidoptera, Noctuidae. The transcript has 3 exons.